GGCACCAUGUGCCAGAUGAUUGCCCAGAACUUUGGCCCGCAACACUUCUCCAGCGGCCACUUCUUGUGGGAGAACAUCAAGGCCAGCACGGAAGUUGGUGAUAUGGCCAAGCAAUACCUAGAGAAAGGCCAUUUGGUCCCACAUCAUGUUAUCACACGCCUGAUGCUCUCGGAACUGGAGAGCAGGAGUGGCCAGCACUGGCUUCUGGACGGUUUUCCAAGGAUACUAGUGCAGGCUGAAGCUCUAGAAAAAAUUUGUGACCUGGAUCUAGUGAUCACUUUGAACAUUCUGUUUGAGACAUUGAAUGAUCGAUUCAGCUGUCGUUGGAUUCACCCUCCCAACGGAAGAGUGUAUAACAUGGACUUCAACCCACCUCAUGUACAUGGAAUUGAUGACAUCACUGGUGAAUCAUUAGUCCAACAAGAGAAUGCUAAGCCUGAAGCAGUUGCUGCCUGGCUAAGACGGUACAAGGACACUGUAAAGCUAGUCAUUGAGCUAUACAAGAGCCGAGGAGUGCUGCACCAGUUUUUGGGGAUGGAGAUUAAUAAAAUCUGGCCUUACGUUUACACGCUUUUCUCAAACAAGAUCACACCUAUUAAAUCCAGACAGGCAUACUGAGCUUGCUCAGUGGAAGAACCA
Molecule: messenger RNA, 639 nt
Organism: Ochotona princeps (American pika)
Lineage: Eukaryota; Metazoa; Chordata; Mammalia; Lagomorpha; Ochotonidae
Product: adenylate kinase 4, mitochondrial-like
Exons: 1
Coding region: 7-618 (203 amino acids)
Biological process (GO): nucleobase-containing compound metabolic process
Cellular component (GO): cytoplasm
Molecular function (GO): ATP binding; AMP kinase activity; nucleoside diphosphate kinase activity
Source: RefSeq, a predicted model, not a curated record